Molecule: messenger RNA, 2123 nt
Organism: Syzygium oleosum
Lineage: Eukaryota; Viridiplantae; Streptophyta; Magnoliopsida; Myrtales; Myrtaceae
Exons: 8
Coding region: 306-1844 (512 amino acids)
Source: RefSeq, a predicted model, not a curated record
CACUUUCGCCGCCCCGGGAAAAACAAGGGACGCACAAAUCCAAUCCUCUUUCAUCGCCUCCCUAGCCUCGUGCCCUAAUCCCUUCGAUUCCGCUCCCUCUCCUCGUCCAUCCGCCCGUCCCUCGCUGCUCGAUUCGGCCGCGUCGUUCGAUUCCAGCACGCUCCUUCGUUUCCCUGCUUUAGCGCCGAUUGAUUUGUUGGCUGUUUCUCUGAUGAGAUUCCUCGGUCCGUUGAGCUGAUCUGGCCUCCGAGGGUGCCGGAGCGAACCGGAUGUGCUGAUCGAGGGCUGCUCCGGGUGCUCCGCCGAUGGCAGAGUGCGCGGCGGCCGCCGCAUCGUGCAUCAUGCUGCAUUCGCGCGGAGGCGGCGUCAAGGGAGGCGGCUUCGGCCGGAAGUCGUGUUUUAGGAGGCAUGGCUAUAUGAGCAGUGAUAUUAUCCAUAUUCCGAGAGGUGGAAUUCGUAGACUCGGUACCGGCAGUGCAAAAAGAAGGCUAGAUUAUCUGCAGAAGGCAUCGUCUGUUGGCUGUCGUUGCGUAGCUUCUCUUGUGGACUUCGAUGGUGCGACAGCGUUGGAGUUCACAACUAUGGUUGAUCAGGCACUUUUAAUGGCGAGUAUCCUUCUUACAUACAUGGCUGGAGUUGUUCCCAUUGGGAAGCCUAGAUUUUGUCCUAGAAGGUUCAUUUCUGUCGAUGACGCCGUCAAUGAAGGCUCAACCCUGUCUGGUAGUGAUGUAAAGGUUGAUGACCACUUUCGAGAGUGCGCUUGGGAUGUAAUAAAAGGAAAGCUAGUGGAAUCUCUAGAAGCCAUUGACCAUGCCAGGGUUUCAGAAGAUAAAUUUCAAGAGUUGGAAAAGCUUCAUGCAAAAAAAUCUUUAAGUUUGAAUGCUAUCGCUGGGGGUCCCAGACUACGGUUGGUUUGGGCUGUUCUUACGCAUCUUGAGAAAGAGGUGGACAGCAUCCCAGGAAGUUUUGAAAAUGGGACUGUGGAAGAUUGGUUGGUUCUGUUUUCUGGAAUCAUACAGAGUUCCUCUCGCCCCGUGUGUGUGGCUUGGCUAGACAAUGAACUUUCUGAAAGAAGCAGCGAUGUUAAAGAGGCACUAGUUACUUUGAUUCUCGAGAAAUUAGAAGGAGACAGCACCGUACUUCAGAAGAUCAGGAGAUCGGGCAAGGAGGAUCUUUUUGCAGAAUUACUCUGCUUUUUAAAGUUUGGUUCUCUCAGGAAGGAUUGCUAUUACAACAGUUGCUUGUUUGUCUCACAGGGGAUUUCCAUUUUAGAAGAUCUGGUGAUUGCUAUAGCAGAUGGCAUUGCAAGUAUCUAUUUGGAGCUCAUCUCUGUAGAUGGAAAUUUGUCAAAUGAGUUGAAUAAUUUGGACUUGGCUCUGUGCUCUUUGUCAACCCGAGCUCUUCAAAGAUUACGUAAUGAGGUGGCUUUGAACCUGUGGUUGCAUCAAAACAUAGAGGCAGUAGUUUCAAUGUAUGAGGAUCGCUUUGACCUCUGUAUACUCCAGAGUCAGCCUGUUGAGGAACCAAGCAAAAGCAUCUCAGAAAAUCUUGGUUGGUGGGACAAAUAUUUUGGGAAGAACUCUGGAACAAGGAUAUCUCCUCUUCAUCAUGUCGUCAUUGGCCAUUUUUCAAUGCCUGUGAAACGAACUAAAGAACUAAGGGCCCUAACAGGAUGGAGGUACUACUUCAGUCUUUUUCUUGAAUUAUCAGACAUAAUUAUGCCGGUUAUCAGAACCCUCUUUAAGAAAGUCAGUGACGCUGUAUCCUUCUUCCUUGUUUGCUUGAUCGGGAGAUCGCUGGGACUCAUCUACACUGGAAUUAGGCAGUCCCUUAGGUGGAAGUGAGGCAUCGUUUUGACAGUUUUGUUUUGCAAUUUUCCUCAUCUAACAUUCUUUCCUUUAGGUGGUAUUAUUGGUUCUGCUCCGAAGUUAAGAACGAUCACUGAUGUGGGCUUCUUUCACACUCCACAGAUUUUUUUGUCGCUCGGGACCAUUUAAGGCCAUUCUGAUACACUUCGAAAGUCUUUAAUUGUGCCCGCCAUAUAAUUGAAAUCUCUCUUUCUCCCCCUUCUUUUGGUGGACUGGUAAUGAAAACAUCAAGGAUGCCGAGAUCCUUUUUAUAAA